GGUGAUUCGGAGUCGAUGUCGAUUCAGUCUUGCAGCAGUACUCGAGGGAACACCACCGCUUUUCGUUUCGUAAGACUCGUAUCGAUCGCAGGAUGUCAAACAUUUGCGUUAAAAGGACACAGUGAACUUUAGUGAAUAUCUGUGAUGUGAUUAAUGAAAAGUUUAAUUCUUACACGUCUUCACCAUGAAAACGUCAUUCGCUUUACGAAAUCUAUUGGUAAUUAUUUGGUUCGCAUCAGUGGUUCACAUAAAGUCAGCGAUAAUACCUCCGCCAUGGGCAGAUCCGUCAAGUAAUCCUUGCGCUGCUCAACCACGUGGCUGGCAAUUGUUAUUUUGGCCGCCGGAUGGAAAGUGUUACAGAAUAUUCCAGAUUGGAACACCAUGUCCAGAGACAAUGGAGCUGGGUCCAGCUGCAGGUGGAGGUGGAAUUGUAGCUGAAUGCAGGUGUCCUCCAGGAACUGCACAGUCUCCUAGAGAUGCUCUUUGUCAUAGAAUAUAUACAAGAGCAUCUUGUCUAAAGGGACAAUUUUUUGCACCUGUACCAGAGAUUUCUGGAAAAUCUAGGUGGGGUGUUUGUCAUGAUCCAGAGUCAUGCACAGGGAAAGAAGAAGUUUAUUGGCCUAGAGAUGGAAAAUGUUACCCAAAAUUUAGUAAGGGUCCAUGCCCAAAAGGUGAACUCCUCAUUACAGAUGAAGAUGGUUUAGCAAUAUGUUCUUGUUCUACAAAUGGAGAACUUGGACGAUACCACUGGGCAGGUAGUGUGGGUGGUUGCCAUGAACAUUACACUAAAGGGCCAUGUACAGAACCUGGAGAAUUAUUUUUACCAGGUGGUAUGUGUGGUUGUCAUUCGAAAUUACCUCAUUAUCAUGAAUCAACUGGAAUGUGUUACCAGUUAGGCAGUAUUGGUCCAUGUCUACAGGGACAUCAUUUCAUUAUAACAAAUAUAAUAACCAACGAAGAAAUAAUUCGAGCUAAGUGUGUAUGCAAACCAGGUUACAUACUUUAUGAAAAUGGAUUUUGCUAUAGACUUUAUACAAAAGGACCAUGUGAAAAUGGUUACAUGCUAGUAAACUCGACGACUUGUAUUCCUGUACCUUGCAAACGAGGACGACUAUACUUUCCACAAGAAAAAACGUGUUAUAAGAUAGGAACCAAGGGACCAUGUCCGAACGGACAAAUCGUUUUGUAUGAUUAUAAUGUUCGACCAUCCGUUGAUGGAAUCAGCUACAAUGGAGUAUGUGGAUGUAUAAACAUAUUAAGAGAUUCGGAAAAAUGUUCAGACGAAACUAAUGACAGCUGCGAGUCCAUCCCAGGAAUGGUGGAAAUAAAUAAAACCUGUUACAAGUUAUAUACACAAGGUCCAUGUACUGCAGGAGAAUGGCUGGUUGCACAAAGAAUGCCGAAACAAAGUUUAUGGAAAAAAGAAGAAUCAAAGCCAAAAGCAAGAUGUGAAUGUAGACCUGGAUAUAAGAGAAUUACAGAAAACUCACAAAUCUCUGAAUUAGAAAGUAACAAUCUCCUUUCUUUAGGUGGCUGUCAACCACCCACAGUGAGUUUAGCAAAGUUUCUUAAUGAAAGAGCAAAGUUGAUAAACUUUUAA
This is a messenger RNA of Eufriesea mexicana, 1600 nucleotides long. RefSeq lists its product as uncharacterized. The transcript has 5 exons. The record is from RefSeq and is a predicted model, not a curated record. Bases 185 to 1600 code for a protein of 471 amino acids. Lineage: Eukaryota; Metazoa; Arthropoda; Insecta; Hymenoptera; Apidae.